Messenger RNA from Sclerotinia sclerotiorum 1980 UF-70, 903 nucleotides. RefSeq lists its product as hypothetical. The record is from RefSeq and is a predicted model, not a curated record. Lineage: Eukaryota; Fungi; Ascomycota; Leotiomycetes; Helotiales; Sclerotiniaceae. The coding region runs from base 1 to 903 and encodes 300 amino acids. Gene Ontology annotation, biological process: regulation of transcription by RNA polymerase II. The transcript has a single exon. Gene Ontology annotation, molecular function: DNA-binding transcription factor activity, RNA polymerase II-specific.
AUGGAUGUACGUAUGAUGCAUCAUUACUCUGCAUUUACAGGACCAAUUGUGGCUCUCGGACCCGAGGCUUGUCAUGUAAUGCAAUUUGCCGUUCCAUCUCUAGCCUUUGAAAAUGGGUUUCUUAUGAAUGGUAUGUUGGGACUGGCAUCCCUUCAUAACCAACAUUUACUUCCACAAAACGAGGAACAUAAACGACAAACAGCUCUUUACCGUGUAAAAGCAAUACGCGAUUAUCGCGCUGCAGUAAUGACUGUUACAAAAGACUCGAAGAAUUACGAGGCAGUUCUUGUAAUGGCAUUACUCCUUGUAGUGCUCGCAUCAGGAGACCGGAAUGAUAACGAUGAACUCACGGUAGUGAACUGGAUGGGUUUAUAUAGGGGAUUGCGUCUUAUCGUUUCGAUGAAAACUCCUGAAGGAGGUGUAAACACCACAACUACUGUCGGUCCAUUGUUCGUCCGAAAUAUAAAUGAUUUGCUCGCUACCCCCAUGGUCCCUAAUGUUUUAGUAGACAUGCUCUACAUGGAUCCUAGUGAUCAGGACUUCGGAGACUUGGAGGUAUAUUGCCAAACUUUGGAUACUCUUGGAAACCUUUAUGCAAGUCUUCGUCAGGAUGAACUUAGCGAACCCUUGUUCAUUCGUAUCAUCUCGUGGCCAUCUUUUACACCCCAGGCAUUCACGGAUUUAGUAAAGAACAAACGGCCGAGAGCACUGAUUAUUUGCGCUUAUUAUAUGUCCUUUAUCAAGCUCGUCUCCGGACUUUGGUGGCUUGAAGGUCUAGCGGAUCGUGAUCUUUUCGCCAUCAUUGAAAUGCUAGGUCAAGAUUGGAAUCAAGUACUAGAUGUCCCAAUGGAAAUUCUGCGCACGAAAGAGAAACAAAAGAUAGUCGAAAUACUACUCCGAUAA